Candidozyma duobushaemuli is the source of this 2106-nucleotide messenger RNA. It is a transcript of the gene TRP5, whose product is annotated as tryptophan synthase. Gene Ontology annotation, cellular component: cytoplasm. The coding region runs from base 1 to 2106 and encodes 701 amino acids. NCBI's taxonomy places the organism in Eukaryota, Fungi, Ascomycota, Pichiomycetes, Serinales, Metschnikowiaceae. The record is from RefSeq and is a predicted model, not a curated record. The transcript has a single exon. Gene Ontology annotation, molecular function: tryptophan synthase activity. Gene Ontology annotation, biological process: L-tryptophan biosynthetic process.
AUGUCUGCUUUGUUGAAAGAAACUUUUGCCAGAUGCAAGAAAGAGGGUAGAAACGCCUUGGUGAACUUUAUCACGGCCGGUUACCCCUCUGUGGAAGAUACUAUUCCCAUCUUGAAGGGAAUGCAAAAGGGUGGUGUAGACAUCAUUGAAUUGGGUGUUCCUUUCUCCGACCCAAUUGCUGAUGGCCCUACUAUCCAGGCUGCUAACACGCAGGCUUUGGAGAACGGCAUGACUGUUCCAAAGUGUUUGGAGAUGGUUGCGCAAGCCAGAAAGGAAGGUGUCACCGUUCCAAUCAUCUUGAUGGGAUACUACAACCCUAUCAUGAAGUACGGCGAGGAAAAGAUGGUUGAGGAUUCUGCUAGAGCCGGUGCCAAUGGUUACAUUGUGGUUGAUUUGCCUCCAGAAGAAGCUGUCAAGUUCAGAACCACCUGCUCCAAGUACGGUAUGAGUUACGUUCCUUUGGUUGCACCAGCUACUAGCGAUGCUCGUUUGGAAGUUUUGGGUGGCAUUGCCGACUCUUUCAUCUAUGUGGUCUCUCGUAUGGGUACCACUGGUGCCGCUCAGGAAGUUUCUCUGAGUAUCUCGGAGUUGUGCAACCGUGUGAAGAAGUUCUCUGGCGACACUCCUUUGGCUGUUGGUUUCGGUGUCAGUACUAGAGAGCACUUCUUGACUGUUGGUGCAGCAGCCGACGGUGUUGUUAUUGGAUCCAAGAUCAUCACCCUUUUGGGAAGCUCCAAGCCAGGUGAGAGAGGUGAGAUCGCAUACAAGUAUGUUCGCUCCAUCUUGGGCGAGGACUACAACGGAACUGCUCCAGCGGACUUCAAGCCUUACAGCGCUCCAACGGACAUCAAUGCCCCAAAGCCACUUUUGGAGGAAGAUCACAAAUACAACCCCAGAUUCGGUGAUUUUGGUGGCCAGUACGUUCCUGAGGCCUUGCACACUUGUUUGGCUGAGUUAGAGAGAGGUUUUGAGACUGCUGUUGCUGAUCCAGGAUUCUGGGAAGAGUUCAGAUCUUUAUAUUCCUACAUUGGUAGACCAUCGAGUCUACACAAGGCUGACAGAUUGACUGAGCACGCUGGUGGUGCUCAAAUCUGGUUGAAGAGAGAGGACCUUAACCACACUGGAUCUCACAAGAUCAACAACGCUUUGGCUCAAGUGCUUAUUGCCAAGAGAUUGGGUAAGAAGAGAAUUAUCGCUGAGACUGGUGCCGGUCAGCACGGUGUCGCUACCGCAACUGCUUGUGCAAAGUUCGGUUUGGAAUGUUGUGUUUUCAUGGGUGCUGAGGAUGUGAAGCGUCAAGCUCUUAACGUUUUCAGAAUGCGUAUUUUGGGAGCCAAGUGCGUGGCUGUUACCAACGGUACACAGACCCUCAGAGACGCCACCUCAGAAGCUUUCAGAUACUGGGUUUCCAACUUGGAAUCCACUCACUACGUCGUUGGUUCUGCCAUUGGUCCCCACCCAUACCCUACCCUUGUUAGAACUUUCCAGAGUGUGAUUGGUAGAGAGGCCAAGGAACAAUUCAAGGAGUUGAACGAGGGCCGCUUGCCUGAUGCCGUUGUUGCCUGUGUUGGUGGUGGCUCUAAUGCAACUGGUAUGUUUUCUCCAUUUGAGCACGACACCUCCGUGAGGAUGUUGGGUGUCGAAGCUGGUGGUGAUGGUUUGGACACUGAGCGUCACUCUGCCACCUUGACAGCCGGUAUUCCAGGUGUCUUCCACGGUGUCAGAACCUACGUUUUGCAGGACUCUGACGGACAAGUUCACGACACUCAUUCCGUGUCUGCUGGUUUGGACUACCCCGGUGUUGGCCCUGAGUUGGCUUACUGGAAGAACUCUGGUCGUGCUGACUUUGUUGCCGCCACCGAUGCCCAGGCUUUGGAAGGUUUCAGAUUGUUGUCACAACUUGAGGGUAUCAUCCCUGCUUUGGAGUCUUCUCAUGCUGUCUACGGUGCUGUCCAGCUCGCAAAGACGAUGUCUAAGGAUCAGCACAUCAUCAUUAACGUCUCCGGUAGAGGUGAUAAGGACGUCCAGAGUGUGGCAAAGGCUUUGCCUGAAUUGGGUGAGAAGAUUGGCUGGGACUUGAGAUUCGAGGACGACCCAUCUAAGUAA